This is a messenger RNA of Hydra vulgaris (swiftwater hydra), 1295 nucleotides long. Lineage: Eukaryota; Metazoa; Cnidaria; Hydrozoa; Anthoathecata; Hydridae. The record is from RefSeq and is a predicted model, not a curated record.
UUCAGUUUAUGCCUUGUAUGGAUAUACAUAUAUAUAUAUGUAAUAUAUAUGCGAUGAAGCACGCUAUUAGAUUCUAAUUUCUAACACACGAUAAUGAUGGCAUCUGGAAGCUUAUCAUCAAACAAAAUAAAGCUUAUUCAGCUUACGAUCAACAAUUAUCAUCGAGAAAAUGCAUACGAGUCUCAAAAACAAUUUAUAAAAAUUGUUCAUGAUUAUUCUAUCAAAACAACCCAGUUUUCUGUUGACAAAAUUGAAGAUGUUUUUCCCUUAAAUGUUUGCCACCUAAACAUCAAUUAAUAAAAUGGUCUACUGAACUAUCUCUGCGCAACAAUAUUGCCAAUGGAAUCCAUUAUAUAGAAUGUAAUCUUGGAAAGUUUAUCUAGGAAAGUGUUCAGCAUCUAAUAGCAUUUCAUAGGGUUCAAGAAAUUAAAUUAGCAGUUGAUCAAGAGCUAACAUGGUUUAACUCUUCAAAGUUAGUACCAAAAUCAAUUGGUAUUUUUCCUCCUCAAAAUUUAAUUGAAAAGUUCAAAGAUGUGCUUUUUAGAAUGCCAGCUAGUAGAGAUAUUUCAGAAUAUGGAAUGAACCCCAACACUUUAUCUGAGUUAUGCUGUACUAAAUGGCUCUCAUCAGAUCAUAUGCUGCAAUUUUCCAGUAUUUUAAAUUCUAUCCAAAGCCAUUCAAAGGUAAUUUACUUUAACUUUAUAGGAAAUAUAGAGCAUUAUGUUUCAAGAAUAACUGCAAUCCCAGAAAAAUUGAUUUUUAUUUUAAAUGUUGGAGGAAACAAUGAGAAGACAUUUUCUGGCACAGAUUUAAAUCCAGGUAGCCACUGGAUAUUCGCAGUUUAUAAUAGUACUAAGGGUAAUUUUUACUAUUGUGAUUCUAUGGGUUGGUCAGUUCCAGAUGAUUUUUUAUUUAAAGUCAAAUUAUUGAUCAGAAAACUGUAUCUUAUAAAUAAAAGCUUUGACAUCAUUUACUGUCAUGACCCAAGAACGCAUAGGAAUGGAAAUAAAAAAUGCAGUUCUUUAUGCAGAGAAAACUAUCCAAUGCAAACUUGUGGAAAUAUCUGUGGAGUAAUUACCAUAAUAAUAUGUGCAAUCUCUUGUUUACAGUAUGAUUAUUUUAACCAUAUUUUAUGUAAAGCUGAAAUAGAGAACAAUAGUUACAUUUUUCUAAAAGAGCCUACUAAAUACUCUAAAUUUUUAAGAUUAGUUUUAAUGUCAUGGCUUAUUAGCAAAGAAAUUAAUCUAGAUUUUAUUUUUCCUACAACUAUUGUACGUAGCAAUAUUAACUGCUAG